AUGGAUCUAUCAAAGAUCUCAGGGCUUGGGUUCGUGGGAUUGGGGGCCAUGGGACUACCCAUGGCCGGCCACCUUGCUGCAAAGCUCCCGGAAAACAUCACCGUCUAUGUCUUUGACAUCAACCCGUCCAGUGUGGAGCGUCUACGCAGCGAAUACCCAAAUAGGGUGGUCAGAUGUUCCAGCGCAAAGGAUGUGGCCGACCAAUCAGAAAUUGUCCUGACCAUGCUCCCGGAAGGGAAACAUGUACGAUCGGUAUACAUGGAAGGGGGAUCUGACGCUCUCUGCUCCAGCGACGUUUCCGGCAAACUACUCAUUGACUGUUCAACUAUCGACACCGCCAGCAGUCUUACGGUCAAGGAUUACAUCCACCAGAAAUUCCCCACGGCAUCCUUUUACGACGCCCCCGUGAGCGGGGGUGUAGUAGGGGCCCAGAAAGGCACGAUAGCUUUCUUCCUCGGCUGUGACGGGAGUGAUGCAAAUCUUCCUCAUGUCACCCAGCUAUUGGGACUGAUGGGAAAAGAUGUUAUUCCAUGUGGUGGACCGUCAAAGGGUUUGGCGGCGAAGCUGUCCAACAAUUACUUAUCCGGGAUAAUCACCAUCGCGGUAGCGGAAGCCAUGGAUAUGGGCAUGAGAUCGGGGCUAGAUCCUCGAGUCCUGGCCAAAGUCUACGCGGCCGGCACAGCGCAGAACGCCAUCUGUGACAGAUUCUGUCCCGUGCCGGGUGUGUACCCUGAGGCACCGUCUUCGAAAGGCUACACCAACGGCUUCAAAGUGCAAUUGAUGCGCAAGGAUUUCUCUUUGGCAUUAGAAAUGGCAAAACGCGUGGGGGCGAACAAUGUGAUGGGCGAGGUGGGAUUACAGACGUAUGACGGUGCGAGUAAAGAUCCUCGAUGUAGGGAUUUAGACUCCAGAGUCGUGUACAGGUAUCUGGGAGGGAAUGAGGAUUGGCAGAAGGACGUGGACGAGGCGAACGGCCAGUAA
Molecule: messenger RNA, 981 nt
Organism: Rhinocladiella mackenziei CBS 650.93
Lineage: Eukaryota; Fungi; Ascomycota; Eurotiomycetes; Chaetothyriales; Herpotrichiellaceae
Product: 3-hydroxyisobutyrate dehydrogenase
Exons: 2
Coding region: 1-981 (326 amino acids)
Biological process (GO): L-valine catabolic process
Cellular component (GO): mitochondrion
Molecular function (GO): 3-hydroxyisobutyrate dehydrogenase activity; NADP binding; NAD binding
Source: RefSeq, a predicted model, not a curated record